CGCAUUAAAAUGGACUCCAUUAGAAGCUCACAAAUUGAGAUUGCCAUACAACGUAUAUCAGAGUCGGUGUUUGUGGGACUGUGUCGUAAAGUGGGGACCUCAGAACUGGUGGCCAUGAGGAGAGAUUUGGUGGACAUCAGUGAAAUGAUUCAUAGUCAAGCAACAAAAAGUAAUACGAGAAAGAUGGAAAAUGGAAGUCGUAGAGAAGGAUUCAGACUUGAAGGAUCAGAUGUAGACGUUAUGUUCUGGCAGAAUAAUCACCGUGUGAUCUGGGAAUUAUCUCAGUCUCAGUAUUACAAUACACACAGACAAACACUGAUCCUCUGUGACUGUUCCGAUAGUCCACCAGGAUACACUUUGUUAUUUUUACUGACACCAAACGUGGACAUUCCGAGAGCUUGUGUUAUAAUGAAUUAUGUAUCUAGCUCUCGGUACAGAGAGAUUAUGCGCACAGAAGUAGUUCCAGAUUCCACUCUAAAUGGACCCUGCGCCAGCGGAACUCUUGGACCAAUAAAUUAUGACCAUGCCCACUCUUUUGUUAGUAACUUUUGGCCUCCAUCUGCCUCCUCAUGGAUAGAAAGAUGUCACUCAUGGCCCCAGCCUCAUGUUGUUGAUGACAUAGUAAAAAAUGGAUGUCACUUUGUAGCAAUUGGACAUAGGCUAGGAAAUCAUGAAGACCUUGAAUGGAGAAUUUCUUUCUCUCAAGCAGAGCAAAAACUUAUGCAUGUGAUGAACCACUGUCAGUUCUUAACUUAUGGUUUGCUUAAAUUAUUUUUAACGGAAAUAAUUAACAAAGGACUAGGUGAUGAUGAUAAAUUACUGUGUUCUUAUCACAUGAAAACAGCAGUUUUCUGGGUGAUUCAGCAAAAUACAAUACCUCACUGGUGUCCACAAAAUCUCCUGGGGUGUUUCUGGGUCUGUUUUAAACUCAUUUUCAAAUGGGUGUAUGAGGGGAUCUGUCCUAACUUUUUCAUUCCAGAAAACAACAUGUUUCUGAGUAAAAUUCAUGGCGAAGCACAACAUCAACUAUUUAUUAGACUGUAUUGUUUAUACGAGAAGGGUAUAGCAUUCCUGCUAGACAUUCCCUCUAUUAGGUCUUAUAUUAUACAUGUCCUUCUUAACCCCAGACUCUCCAUCUGUACAGAUGAACAUACUCUGAUUUCUGAGGCUGAGUUUGACGUACACCUAUUUCAAGAAAUAAAUUUCUGUGAUACACUAUCCUCGAUAACGCUGCAAGACUGUAUGAGUAAUUUGAACACCAUAGAACAGAUAAUAGAUUUACUCUUGCUGACACAGUGUCAAGUCAUUAUGCUACAGAAGCUUACAUCUUCUGUCCUUCAGAAAACAGCUUUUGUAAUACACAUAGAAACUCGCACAUAUAAAAACAAACUGAGGUAUAGAGCUGACAUAUUGUCCUGUCAUAUGCUGAAAUUAGCAGCCAAGUUUGGUUAUAUUACUGACAUGCUGUACAUAGCCAUGUAUAAUUACGAGACACUUAGAUACAUGAAAGCUUUAUCUAUUAUAGAGAAGAUCAAGGUCAACUUAGCACAGCCAUAUGUGAUUUAUGAGUCAAAAGUUGAUACAGAGAUAUAUACUGAAGCUGUAAGGGGACAGUCCUGGUCUACAAAGAUGAGACAGGCUGUAUCAGAAACUAUUAAACUUGACAAUGACAUAUCUUACAUCCGUGAAUUGAUACGAGAACAAAAGUGUGCUCUACAGAACAAUGGAAAUGAUCUAUAUGUCCCACCCUUUAUACUGUUAUACAUGCUAGAGAUCUUGUGCUACAGACAUGUUGAUACAAUUGGAGCACAAAGAGCGCUAAAUGAUCUAAACACCCUAGUUCACUAUGACCAAGGAUGGCGUAUACCUUCACGAUACAGAGACAUAUCGUGGCAGAUUCUAGGAAUCUGUCAAGAGGUGACAGGGAACCUCCAGGCUGCUCUAUACUCCUACCAACAAUCACUCAGAGAAAAUCCACUUCAUGAAAUACAAACUGCUACAAUUCACAGAAUUGUUAUAUUGAUGUACAGACUUUAUUUCAGUUAAAUUGUUGUUUAAAGACAUAUUUAUAAGAAUAAUAUAUAACAUGGCAGAUACUGGGUAUCUGUCAACAGA
Messenger RNA from Saccostrea echinata, 2115 nucleotides. RefSeq lists its product as uncharacterized. The transcript has 2 exons. The record is from RefSeq and is a predicted model, not a curated record. The coding region runs from base 10 to 2046 and encodes 678 amino acids. Lineage: Eukaryota; Metazoa; Mollusca; Bivalvia; Ostreida; Ostreidae.